AUGGACUCAUCUGCGAUGUUGACCGAUUUGCCACUGUCACAAAGCAAUACGUCGUUUGCUAGCAUAUCGUCCUCUGCCUUGUUCCCUUCGUCCAUCAGCUCGACACUCCUAAGCUCACGGUCGUCGUCGUCGUGUGUGAAAAGUGGCAUCUCAGGUGUUGCAGUUUGUGGCGAGACCAUUCAAGGCUCAUCCAAGGACACAAACACCAUGACAACCACGAGCUUCGAUUCCGCCGGGACUACAUUGCCUCCAAUAGCUAUUUUCGGGACCUUGACACCUCCUGACUUGCCAGAUGGCUCGACCUUGCGUAUCAUUGUCGUCUCAGUACCCAGUUCGAUCACGACUACAACCUCAUCAACAAUUCAUUCCAUCACCAAGUCAAUUGCGACUCUGACUGUUUUCGUUUCAACCAGUGUUGAACCAACUACGAGUAAAACAUCAUCAUCAUGGGUUGCGAGUGUUAUUGAGAGUGUCAAACAUUCUUCUUCCUCAACGUCUGUCGCACCGGUCCCAGUCACCAAAACGACAUUGGCUACAACAGCGCGAACCACCACCACGACGUCUUAUCCCAUUUCCACAAUCAUUUCUACAUCAAGUAAUCCGUCGGAUAGGUUUUCAGCCUUGUCAUCGACACUGUCCCACAUGACACCCUUGACGACGUCCUUUGUUUCCGUGCAGCCUGUGCAGCCAUCCUCAGCCUCAGUUGCAGAGCCGAAUACUACUCCUGCUCCUGCGACGUCAUUCACCAGCACAGCUCCAUCGACUUCACAAACCCCUACCUUGGGAUCCACCUCGGACCAAUCUCAGUCUCACUCACAUGCCGUAAUAUUCAUCGCUUUACCGGUGGCACUUGGUCUUGCAGCACUCGGUUUGGCAUUGUUGUUUCUCUGGCGCCGAUUUGCCCCCACGUCGUUCUACAAAGCACAAGGCAAGACCCCGGGAUACGCGGCGUUUAGACACUGGAAAGGCAGGCGUAAGAGAGAACGUCGCACGCGCAGCCUGCGCACGAUGGAGGCAUUGUCUCACUCGGAGAGCGGCUACAGUGGUUAUCAUGGGUACAAUGGCUUCCACGCCGAUUUUAUCGGUGGAGAUACAUUCGCGCGACGUCUCAGACAGUACGAGCAAGAGUCGAUGCGUGCACGAGAGAAAUUCAGCUUCGAAGCGCCGGCCACGCCACUCUCGGGUGGAGGAGGAAUCAACAAGAAGGCGACCGGUGGUGGUGCCGGUGUUGGCAGCGUCAAUUCAAGCCCGUGGUACAAGGGCAAAGGUGCCGCCGCCCCCGCGACUCCAAAGAGGAGCGUGGAAUCGUUGAAGACAGUCACCCCGGGUGGUGCUGGUGCCGGUCUUGGUGGAGGAGAGAGCAGCGGCGCCGGUCGACGCAUGUUCGGCCCAUUCAAGAAGGAGUUUAACGAGGAGACGGGCAGCUUGGAGAGUUGGGAGGAGAAGUGGUUCUCGUUGGGCAACGAGGAGGGGGGGUCGGGGGGUGAUUUCGAGAUGAAGAGCAUGAAGAAGCCCUUUGAGGGCCACGCGGAGCGCGUCGCCGGGCCGGGCAUGUCCUGGCGCAAGUUGGUUUAG
Molecule: messenger RNA, 1575 nt
Organism: Exophiala oligosperma
Lineage: Eukaryota; Fungi; Ascomycota; Eurotiomycetes; Chaetothyriales; Herpotrichiellaceae
Exons: 1
Coding region: 1-1575 (524 amino acids)
Source: RefSeq, a predicted model, not a curated record